Messenger RNA from Venustampulla echinocandica, 2043 nucleotides. Its product is annotated as CUE-containing protein. The transcript is spliced from 2 exons. The record is from RefSeq and is a predicted model, not a curated record. NCBI's taxonomy places the organism in Eukaryota, Fungi, Ascomycota, Leotiomycetes, Helotiales, Pleuroascaceae. Gene Ontology annotation, molecular function: ubiquitin binding. The coding region runs from base 1 to 2043 and encodes 680 amino acids.
AUGGCUACAAAGUCGUCGAGUCUCCCUCCCUUGGCACCUUUCCCAGAAGCAGCAUGGAGAGAUCGCCUGGUCCCCGCGGAAUGGGAAGCUUGCCUUGAUGCCUGGAUAAGCAUUGCGGGAGCACACUUAUCGUUAUCAGUCACACAGUUCACGCAGGUUUCAGUUAAGGAUGAAUCUUUGCCAGUCUUCCUGGCCUCUUACUUUGCAGAGAUAGCCAAAGCUCAUGAAGCCACCUACUCGGUAGACAGCUCUAAGGCGCAGUUGUUACGGAAACAGUGCUUUUUGCUAUCCUACCGAAUUUUGGAUGCUGGUCCGCCACCUGAGGCCUUGGUUGACUGGCAGUUCCUUGCGGACCUUAGCAAGGUCUAUGGCCGACGCCAGAGCGCAAAACUCAUUUCAAUGGCCUGGAGAAAGUAUCCUUCCAAAAUAGAGGGGUCUUUAGGUCCAGUCAAAAUAUCCUUGAUCAAAGAGCUAGAUGCUGGGUUGAAGGGUGAUCUGAAAACAGCAGAGCUUCAGCUCAAACAGCUCAAUCAUCUUCUACACGCAUCUUCUCAGGCCGCUAUAUACUUCAUGGCAGGCAGCGACUUUCUUGAUGCUCUCAUAACCUGUUACAAGAUUAUGAAUCCUCCGUUGCGAAAGGUAAUUAUUUCAACAACCUACCUUUGCUUGAUUGGUCUUACGGACGGCGAGAACCCUAAUUUCUCUUCCCUUGUUGACCAACUCUACUUCUUGAACAGUGCUGGGGAAGCACAUAAGGCGGGUCCCACGAAUGUCAACGAUUCCCUUGUUGCUGAGUUGGUUACUGUUAGCCCUGUUUUGAAACAAGUCCAGCAGCGGAUCGAAGAAAGCGGGACUGGGUCCAGCAGAGCGAAAUCUGUUCUCAGCUCGUUGGAGAGAUUUAAGAAACCUGGCGGUUUCCAGAGACGAGCCAGACCUGUUAAGAAGAAAAUCGAUAAAGGGAAAGGCGUUGCGAAUGGUGCAACUGAUGAUGAAUACGGGCAUGGGUCAUAUGGCCAGAUUCACGUCCAUCGUAUGAGUCUGAUUUCUCAAGUUCAGGAUUUGUUCCCCGACCUAGGUUCAGGCUUUAUUGUGAAGUUACUGGAUGAGUAUGGCGAUGAUGUAGAGCAGGUGAUAGGUCAUCUUCUGGAAGACUCAUUGCCUACACAUCUCCAGAGUGCUGAUCGAUCCGAAUCUCUAAAAACAAACCACCAACCUUCAAGUGACCUUGUGCCUAAUCUAGCGCCUCGCUCGACACCUCCACAACUCCCUUCACGUCGUAACGUAUUCGAUGACGAUGAGUUUGAUCAGCUCGCAAUAGAUGCUUCAAAACUACAUUUCGGCCGCCGAAAUCCAAAUCAAACAGCGGAUGACGUUCUCCAAGACAAGUCAAAUGCUCCAAACAAAGCUGCCAUUCUCUCCGCCCUUGCAGCCUUUGAUUCCGACGACGACGAGCGUGACGAUACCUACGAUGUCGCGGACGUAGGAGGAACCGUGGAUUCAGCAGCAUCAGGUAACAAACCCGAAGAAGCAAAUAACGAGGUUCGAGAUGCCCAAGAUGAGGCUCUAUUCCGAGCCUAUAAAAUGACGCCAAGUUUAUUUGCCCGCGACGCUGCUACACGUAGGAGUAAGCCUAGAUUUGCUCUAAAAGAGGAGCUGAACAUGACGGAUGAAGCUAUUGAGGGAUGGGCCGUCGUGCUUCAACGAGAUUCUAGACAGAUGAGGCGACUGGAACUCAAAUUCUCGACCUUUUCUGGUCAGCAGAGGGAAUUAGCGCCGUCUUCGUGGCGGGAUACACCUGCUGGUUCUGGUACUGAAGACUCGGAUGCUGAUGGGAAUGCCCGGGGCAGAGGGGGAUUUAGGGGCUCGGGUGGACGUGGAGGGCGAGGUCGCGGAAGGGGACGUGGAAAUGUCGCUGGACCUACUGGGGAUAAGGAUACUGAAGUUGCCCGGAACCGGAAAGAGGCAAAUAAGGGAUCGAGGGCUAAUCAUAAUCGGAGGGAUCAGAGGGCGAAGAAAAUGGCUAGAGGGGGGUUUCCUGGCUGA